Molecule: messenger RNA, 966 nt
Organism: Carassius carassius (crucian carp)
Lineage: Eukaryota; Metazoa; Chordata; Actinopteri; Cypriniformes; Cyprinidae
Product: troponin T, cardiac muscle isoforms-like
Exons: 9
Coding region: 36-749 (237 amino acids)
Biological process (GO): regulation of muscle contraction; cardiac muscle contraction; sarcomere organization
Cellular component (GO): troponin complex
Molecular function (GO): tropomyosin binding; troponin I binding; troponin C binding
Source: RefSeq, a predicted model, not a curated record
UAUUUGGAAUUGUUUAUUGUUACUAUUUUAUUUAAAUGCAAUUAAAAACAUCUCUUUCUCCAAUUAUAGUAGAUGACUCAAAGUCCAAACCAAAAUAUCUAUCAAAUAUCCAAGCACCAAAGAUUCCAGACGGAGACAAAGUAGAUUUUGAUGACAUCCAAAAAAAGCGUCAGGAGAAGGAUUUAACAGAACUACAGUCUCUUAUAGAGGCUCAUUUCCUCCAAAGACAGAAAGAUGAAGAGGAACUCAUUGCUCUGGUCAAUAGAAUCGAGAAGAGGCGAGGUGAGAGAGCUGAGCAGCAGCGAGUGAGAGCAGAGAAAGAGAAGGAGCGUCAGGCCAGACUCGCUGAAGAGAAAGAGAGGAAGGAGCAGGAAGACCAUAGAAAGAAGCAUGAUGAAGAUGCCAAGAAGAAGAAAGCUCUCACAAAUAUGACCCAUCAGUACGGCGGCACACAGCAAAGGGGUGAAGGACGCAAAGGUGCCAAGAAACAGACCGAAAGGGAGAAAAAGAAGAAGAUCCUGGCUGAACGCCGAAAACCACUGAGCAUUGAUCAUCUGAGUGAUGACAAACUUAAGGAUAAAGCCAGUGAGUUGUGGCAAUGGUUGUUGCAGCUGGAAGCCGAAAAAUACGAUCUAAGCGAGAAACUGAAACGCCAGAAAUACGAUAUCAAUCAACUGCUUGCCCGCGUCCAGGAUCACCAGAGUGCCAAGGGACGUGGCAAAGGCAAGAUGGGAGGAAGGCUGAGAUAGAAGUUGACAGCACAUCAUUAUGAGAGGAAUUUCUGGCCUCCUAUGUUAGUUUUGUUUGCUUGAUGAAGAUAUUUUUAAAUCAUUAUUAUGAACAUACAAAAAUGCUUUGGUUGUACAUUUUUGCUUUGCACUGUAGGCUAUUGUGUAUUUUUGCCAUGAAUAAAUGUUAGCAUGUUAAUUGUAUUAUUUAAUACAUUAAAAUAUAUAUAAUCUGUGA